Limulus polyphemus (Atlantic horseshoe crab) is the source of this 1171-nucleotide messenger RNA. RefSeq lists its product as uncharacterized. NCBI's taxonomy places the organism in Eukaryota, Metazoa, Arthropoda, Merostomata, Xiphosura, Limulidae. The transcript has 2 exons. The annotation marks the transcript as partial. The record is from RefSeq and is a predicted model, not a curated record.
UUGUCUCCAACAGGUGGCUACGGAUAUAAUAAAAAACCUGAAGUUUGGGAGUAUCAUGGCACCUACAAUUACGGGUUCAGGUCAAAGAAAAAGAAGUUUGGUGCAACAAAAGGGGCUCUUUUAGCCCUAGCAGGAGUCCCUCUGCUAUUGGCGCCGUUACUGAGUUUGCUGUUUAUACCCGCCCUAACAAUCCCAACUAUCACAGUCGCGGCAGGAAGACGGAAAAGAAGCGUCAAAGUAACUCAUCUAGCUAAAGAGUCGGAAAUUCAGGCUGUAGCAGACUACCUUAAGAAAGUGCACUACAGCGCCACCCAACAAGAAACGGUUAUGGCUGAAUACCUGCAGUGCAACGGUAUGCUCUCAAGACGUGACCACUGCUUGGAAAGAUUGGCUUGUGAGUUCAGUGAUCCGCUUAAUAACGACGCUCCCGAGUUGGAACGAACUGUUUGUUCUAUUUUGCUGCGCCAUCUGUUAAAAAAUCAUUACAUUCCUGACAGUUUUAAGAAACGGUUGAAACGAGCAGCUCGAUAUAGUCGGAGACAUUCUGGUCGCUGUAAUGAUAGGUUUUUCUGUGAACGUCUAGACACACACCCACCAGAAGAGAAAGGAAAAUAUCAGUCUUCUAGGCCAUGAAGUAACUCCUUACUGAGGAAUCAAAACUGCGUACCAAAGUUUAUCUUUUCAUUCAACGAUAACACCGUCGAAAUAAGUAUUAAUUUUGAUUGAAUUGUUUUUAGCAAGUUAAGGAACGUCGAAGAUCGUACGUGUGUGCACGUCAAAUAUAUGUAUAACUAAAUUUUCAAAUAUCCGAAACAUUCAACAAUUUAGAUUUUAUUGCCAUUUUUAUAAUUAUUAAUUUUAAUCACCGUACGUUGUUAGUCGUAGUCUUGAAAAUAACCUGUCAUAUUCUGCAGACGACCAGUAAUCUGGACAAAGUUUACUUUGUAUAAAACAAUCUUGUGUUUCUGCUAACUGGAAUAAGCAACUGACCAAAUUUCGGCUUCAGCACUACCAGAUCUCUUAGGUUUGUGUGCUACCUAGGAAACUUGAAUUUAAACUCGAAAAUGUUUUUAAGAAGAAAAAUACAUUUCUCUGCAAAGUUUAUAUCUGUAGCCUAAUAUCUGUAAAAAAUGUUACCUUAAUAAUAAUAAACAAGCAUAAAAACAGUAAA